Molecule: messenger RNA, 519 nt
Organism: Carya illinoinensis
Lineage: Eukaryota; Viridiplantae; Streptophyta; Magnoliopsida; Fagales; Juglandaceae
Product: ubiquitin-conjugating enzyme E2 10-like
Exons: 5
Coding region: 1-291 (96 amino acids)
Biological process (GO): protein polyubiquitination
Cellular component (GO): nucleus
Molecular function (GO): ubiquitin conjugating enzyme activity
Source: RefSeq, a predicted model, not a curated record
AUGGAGAAUUUCAAGUCGAAGCCUGUACAAGACAUGGAUGAGGUAGCAUUCAGAACGAAAGUGUUUCACCCAAAUAUAAACAGUAAUGGGAGCAUUUGCCUUGACAUCUUGAAGGAGCAAUGGAGUCCUGCUUUAACCAUCUCCAAGGUGUUGCUUUCAAUCUGUUCUCUAUUGACAGACCCCAAUCCUGAUGAUCCUUUGGUGCCUGAGAUUGCUCACAUGUAUAAGACGGAUAGGAAUAAAUAUGAAACAACAGCUCGGAGCUGGACCCAGAAGUAUGCUAUGGGCUAAACAAGCUUUAGGACUGCAUAAUUUGUUACAGAAUGACUUAGUUCAUGCAUGGGGCUUGGAUUUUCAGCUUGGUUAUUGUGCUCAGGUCAAGGCUAAGAAACCUUCUUGGAAGAUUGGUUCCUCAAUUCUAUUUUCAAUUUUCAAGAUGUGAAGAGUAGUAGCAUUGUAUUUUUUUUUUGAAAUAGUAGUAGCAUUGUAUUAGUUAAAUUAGUUGUGAUGUAUUAUUAU